This is a messenger RNA of Dermacentor andersoni, 2003 nucleotides long. RefSeq lists its product as uncharacterized. Gene Ontology annotation, biological process: protein processing. Gene Ontology annotation, cellular component: plasma membrane. Lineage: Eukaryota; Metazoa; Arthropoda; Arachnida; Ixodida; Ixodidae. The record is from RefSeq and is a predicted model, not a curated record. Gene Ontology annotation, molecular function: metalloendopeptidase activity.
CUCUCAUGGCUUCUGUGCUGCUUUGAGGUGUUAAACAUCACGAAUUUUUCGGAGACUGUACCUAUCGGUCGCUGCGCAAUGACGGUGAUAUGGGUUUUGCUUACUUUGAUUCGAAUCUCUUAGGACCCAAUUAGCCAAGCGACAUCUUCUUCCCCCCUUGUUCAGGAAAUUGACAAGCAUUGUAACUCUCCCGACUGCCUUGCUGCCGUCAAGUUAAUCGCCGCCGCCAUGAACGUUUUGGCCGACCCUUGCACCAACUUCUACGCGUUUGUGUGUGGCCACUGGCGGUCGUCUGCAACGGCCACGAAGAUUGAGCCAGACUGGUCGUCGCCCGCCGAUCGCAACGUAUCGUACAUGGCGUCACUGAGGAGCGACUACGUGGCCGCCGCCAACGAGAGCCUGUUGCGCGCGGCGCAGGAAUCGGCGACCUCUGACGAGCAGGUCAGUCACAUGGGCAAAGUCUACGCAUCGUGCCUGGCAUUCUUCGUUGACAAGCCACUGAAUUUAAUGACGGCAUGGCAAGCUGCCAACAUCUACACCAACCUCUGGCUUGAGGCCAAGACGUUCCAGGAGUCCCUGUUCCUGGCCGUGACGCACCUACUACAUUUCCGGCUAGACUCAGCCCUCUACGUCGCCUACAAGGCGCAGGUUGUGCACAUCUCGCCGGGCACAGCCAUACUCCACCACGUCAAAGCAGGGUUUCGUCGCGCCAUCGUCGUUCACGCCGUCAAGGCACUGCUCCCAAACUAUAGCUUCCGUCAACGCUCCAAUCUGGCUGACGGCGCCACGGGCGAAAGCCAGAUGGUUGACGCUAUAGCGAAACUGGACGAUGUUGUGUUUAAUCAGACGGAUACUUCGCCUCCAGUGGAAAUCGCGCUGAGUGAGUUGGACUCGUCCAAGUGGAAUUGGACACAAGUGUUCACUGCCUACUCUUCCGUAGAACUCAUGGCUUUGCCCAUUAAGGCGCGCGUCACAAACAUCGCCGGUGUGCGAGCCAUCUUGGACUCGCUGUCCAGUCAAGAGGACAUGAUGGCGACCAAGAUCUACCUGAUGCUGGUGCCGUUCGCCAAGUUCUUCGGACUGGAAGAGCGGGCCAGAGGUCACCGUCGUCUGCCCAGGGACGACAUCAGAAACGAGCUCUGCGUUACGGCGGUGGAGACGAUGUUCGGAGAUGUCUACCAGCGCUGGAUGACGGCCGAGUUGGCAGGCUCAGACACUGGUGCCGAAUUGAGGCAAAUGCUCUCCGGCGUGCUGAAGGCGGCCGACAAGGUGCUAGAAAUUACCCGAGGUGCCGCCCUAGACUACGGAAAGAUGGUCGCGGCCACUUACCCAGCGCGAAUGUAUCCUCUCGACAACGACACAAUAACAUCGGUAGAGGCCAACUACGGGUCAGACUUCGUGGUCAACGCUGUCCUCUUUACGGCCGGCGGGGGCAGUCCCGCAAGGCCUUUGCUGGACUUUGACGCGCUGUCGGCGGACUGGAGUGACCGAGAAGUGGCUCAACGCCUCCUGAUACCCGACUUCUACUACGCGCAUACGGCGCAGGUCGUGCUCAACUACGCCACUGUCGGGUACUACUUGGCCAAGCAAGCCUUUUGGGCAGGAUCGCCGUGGCACGGCGCUGGGAACGACAGCCACGGCAACUCGUCCUCGGCGUGGGACCUGGCCGAGCACACGCGCUGCCUGGCGUCCUACACGAAGCAGACCUCCGGCAUCGAAAUGUCCGGCGACGAGCCGUGGUGGCGGGACGCGGUCCAGGUCCGUUGGGCCGCCGAGGUCUCGUUCAGGGCGGCCGCUUUCCGAGACGCCAAGAUCGCGCAGGAGAGGUCGCUCAGGCAGCUCUUCUUCCUCCGCUUUGGCCACACCUUCUGCGCAGUGCCCCGCCGCAGCCAGUGGGAGGCGGCAGCGACGGCGUGUCGCGUGGCCACUAUGACACUACCCGCGUUCGCCGGAGCGUUCGGGUGCCCCGUCAUGGUGGGCAUCGGGUGCUGACCACUCUGCGA